AUGUGGAUAUCAGCAUUCCUUUUGUCUGCAGUGUCAGCUGCGCAGUGUCCUUCUUAUGAUUGCACUCCUUCAUACACCAAACAGCAGUGUCUGUCUUAUUCAGCUAUCGAAGGGGCAGGAAAAUAUAAAAUGACCCCAUGUUACCCAGAAUAUUACUGUCCUACAACCCCAAUUGAAGAAAAUCAGUCUUGUGAAUUAAAAAAUCCAGCGGUGAAUUAUCCUGGAGAAUGGUGCAACACUGACAGUGAUUGCACUAGUAGCAACUGUAUUGAUAACGUUUGCGUAGGUCUGGCAAAUCAGGUUGUAUGCAAAAAUCAAUGGGAUUGCAACCCAGGGCUUCACUGUGACACAAUAACAAACCCACCAAAAUGCCAACCUCAGAAGACUGAAGGCUCUCAGUGUGAUAUUGACGAAAGCUGUCUUAAUAAUUUACUCUGCGUCAACAAUAAAUGCAUUGAGUUGUUUUCCCUUGAACUUAAUCAGCCAGUUGUUGAGGAUCUUGUUGACUCAAAGACAGGCUUUAAUUUAGUCUGCAACACUGGCUAUGCAGUUUAUACUGGCAGCACUUACAAUUGCACAAAGGCUCCAACAAGUACCGGUAAACUUCCAGUUGCAUGCACUCCUGAGUCUCCUUGUACAUCUAGUGAUGGAAAAUAUAACAAAACCUGCACCUGUGCUUACAAUGAAGCUGGAAGUUCUUAUUGCUCUUUAUUUGAAGGAGAUCCUAUUGUAGUCUCUAUGAUUAAAAAUUGGCAAGCUUUGAACAAUGCCAACGAAAACUGCAAUGCACAUCGCCCAUGGAGUUACCAAUGCUUUGCUAAGCUGCCAGCCGCUUCUCAAAAACUCUGGUACAGCUGGGCAAUAGACUAUUGGCAGUAUUUCUAUAACUAUUAUCCUCUUAUACAAGGCAACGACGAGUGCUCUCAAAGCAUUUUUACACAAAGCUAUUGGAAUGUUUUAGAAGCGUCUACCACUUUUCAGAAUCCCCAGUGCCCAGCUUACUUUUGCAAUACUCCUACCAAAGACUGGAGCUCUGGACAAUGCGGGUUUUACGAAAAAAAUAUUGAUACCUAUAAGAUCUCAGAAAUUUACUAUAUAAAUGAAUGUGCUCAGCAUAACCAGACCUGUAUGGUAGAUUCUCAGAAAAAUGCCACUUGUGAUGUUCCUGAUCAAAAUACCAGGUAUCCAGGAGACUAUUGUGAAAAAGAUGAGCAAUGUAUCAGUGGAAGCUGCAGUGAUAAAGAAUGUGUCGGCAACGUCUAUGAUCAAGAAUGUACAAAUACUUACGAUUGCAAUCCAGGUUUAUAUUGCAAUAUGACUGCGAAUACCUGCAAAUAUCAAGUAGAAGAAGGUGGAGACUGCGACCACUGGUAUGAGUGCAGAAACAACUUAACCUGCAACCUUGGACAAUGCAUCCCAUACUUCUCUUUAUCAGAAGAAAGCAUCGUAGACGAUGUGCAAACCAGCACAGGAAAGUCAUACUCCUGCUAUUUUGGCUUCGCCAACGUCACUUCUACUUCCCCACCAAGAGGAGCUUGCAUGAGAGCACCUGUUUCUGCGUCCAAGCUUGAAGAACCAUGCACCCCUGGCUCCAAAUGUGUAGAUACCACAGGGAAAUACUCAAAAAAUUGCCAAUGUGGAUAUAACGAAUGGUCUCUUGCUUACUGUCCAGUGUUUGAAGGAGAUGCGCCUUGGCAAAAUUCCAUUUCACUACUAAAACGUCUUCACAAGGUAAAUUCAAAGUGUAACACUAAUUCCAGACAUGGGGAGUUCUGCUUCCUCAAAAUAGACGGCUAUCACCAGCUUUACUAUCAAUAUUCCACUAACUAUACAACGUAUCUCCAAGGUCCUCAGCUUCAGUACAACCCUGACUGCAUCAAAAAUACUAUAACGUCUCAGUAUUGGCUUGACUUACAGAACUCCUAUGUGAAGGAGGCAGGGAUGAUUUUAACUGCAAUUUCUUUGGUAUUCGGAGUCUUAGCUCUUUAA
Molecule: messenger RNA, 1989 nt
Organism: Blepharisma stoltei
Lineage: Eukaryota; Ciliophora; Heterotrichea; Heterotrichida; Blepharismidae
Source: the annotation of a GenBank genome assembly